Molecule: messenger RNA, 2520 nt
Organism: Xylaria bambusicola
Lineage: Eukaryota; Fungi; Ascomycota; Sordariomycetes; Xylariales; Xylariaceae
Exons: 5
Coding region: 207-2183 (658 amino acids)
Molecular function (GO): oxidoreductase activity; FAD binding
Source: RefSeq, a predicted model, not a curated record
UUUAUGGAUUAAAUGCUGUGCAUGAUGCAGAUAGAAUCUUACGUACGGCAGGACUAACUUCUUCCUAAUGUGGCAAUGAUUAGAGGUCGAGUUUUACGAAGUAGUAUUUAAAAUGGCCAGCUGCCCUUUGACUUCUUGUUGGUUACCUCUCGCGGCUUUCGAACAGUCUGUAAAUAAGGAUUACAGGAAUAAUUCUAGCAUAGAAAAUGCUACUACGACCAACGAAAUGGUCUCUACUCGGCGCCUCAGCUGCAUACGCUGCGGGGGCACAAGGCUUUGGGGCCCAUCGUCCUGCCAUUCAUGCAGCAGCGUACGAGGUCAUCGAGAACAGUGCUCUUUUCGACUUUGAGAAGAUCCAGUUGACUGACAAGGUUCUCGCCCAUCUCACCGAUCUACACCGUCUUAGGGAUGUCGCGCUUUUUUCCUUCGAUGGAGACACACCUGAUAAUACACGUUCUACUCACAACAACACUUCUUUUCCUAAGUGCAAAUUGUUGCCGGGUGACCUCACGUAUCCCAGUCAAGAGGAUUGGAUAAGUUUGGAUGCUCUUAGCGACGGUGCAUUGAUUAAAACGGUUCCUAUCGGCGCUGUCUGCUACGAGGGGGAGGUUUAUGAUUCACGCAAAUGCCAGUUUCUCCUCGAUAACUGGAAUGUCUCGGACACCCACGUUGGUGACCCAUCUUCGGUCAUGUCGCCCAUAUUCGUGGGCCAGACCUGUAUGCCGCAGGACGCUGUCGUACCUGGCAAUAGCAGCUGCACGCUGGGGGGCUUUCCAUCGUAUUCGCUCAACGUGACCACUGUGGCCCAGAUCCAACUUGCAGUCAACUUUGCUCGCAAUCAGAACCUUCGACUCGUCAUUCGCAACACGGGACAUGAUUUCCUAGGAAAGAAUACCGGCGAGGGAGCUUUAUCGAUUUGGACCCAUCAUUUGAACGACAUCAAGGUCAUCCAUCAUUAUAAGUCUGCCGCAGGACGCUACAGCGGUCCAGCUUUCAAGCUGGGCGCUGGUGUGAUGGUGUACGAGCUCUAUGACGCCGCAGAGCGUGAGGGAUACACAGCUGUCGGAGGGGAGUGUCGCACCGUUGGUGUGACAGGUGGCUAUCUCGCCGGCGGGGGUCACUCUCCUAUGACAUCGAUCUAUGGGCUCGGCUCCGACCAGGUCCUCAGUGUCGAGAUGAUCACCCCCGACGGCCGUUUCAUCACAGCUGAUGAGACGCAAAAUACCGAGUUGUUCUGGGCUGUCCGCGGCGGCGGAGCUGCUACUUGGGGCGUGGUCACCUCGAUGACUGUCAAGGUACAUCCGAAGACACUCGUGUCAGGAAUGGAAUGGGACACGACAACGGUGGCCAUGAACAUCACUGACGAUGUCUUCUGGAAGGCCAUCGAGGCGUACUGGACACGUUAUCCUGAUUUCUCAUUAGCCAAGUCUUAUGGGUACUGUCGCAUGUCGCCGCUACCUGGAGGUACUGGGGGUUACGCCUGGCGCGCCAAGCCGUUCAUGGUGCCUGGCAUGGCGCUCGCCGACUUUAAGCAGCUCGUCGAGCCGUUGCUGAGCGAGUGGGCGGCGCUCGGUGUCGACCCGAACAUCACCUUCUUCGAACACGAUAGUCUCUACGGCGCAUGGAGCCAACACUUCCCAACCUCCGUCGUGGGAAGCCGAUAUGGUCGCACAGCAUCGCGACUCCUGCCACGGCGCAAUUGGGAGGACACAGGACUGCUCCGCGACACGAUAGCCACAGUGCGUGGGCUAGUUGAGGACGAAGGGGCGUUCCUCGUGCAUUACAACAUCAAUGCGGACGCGCCACCCGACGCGGCCGACAGUGCGGUGAACCCGGCGUGGCGUGAUGUGAUCAUGUUCAACAUCAUCGGGCUCACAUGGGACGAGGAUACGCCCACGCACGAGGUCGCUGCUAUCCACGAGAGGCUCACGAAUGACCUCGCCCAGCGUCUUAAAGACAUCAGCCCCGGUGCGGGUGGCUACCUUAACGAGGGUGAUGUGAUGGAUCCCGAGUGGGCUGAUUCCUUCUACGGCGCCAACUACGAGCGCCUCCUUCAGAUUAAGAAGAGGGUAGAUCCCAAUGGCUUAUUCUGGGCACCCACUGCGGUUGGCAGUGAGGACUGGAUUGUAACCGGCCAAGAGCCAUAUAUAACAACCCAGUUCGGCCGCCUUUGCCGUAAGUAAACGAUGGGCUAGAAAAAGUCCAGCAAUCGAAGCUGGCAUGUAUUAACGCGAUGGCUUCGUCUAGCUCGCCUUUCUACAGCAGCCCUUGCUGAAUGGAAAACCUUUUCAAGGUCUUUGGCUAGAGCCUGACGCCCUAAGUGUCAGAGGUGGGUAUCCCAGAAUGAAUACUCAGCUGUUCGUGACGAAGUAGGUAGGCAGAAGGGUGUGCAUAGGGGCCAAUAGUCAUUGAUUCCUGAACCUCUCAACUCUCAAAGGGGUGGGCAACCCCCUAUACAUAACUAGAAGAUCUACUAUAGCAAACCUUAGGGUCCUUGCAACGAUACACUCUAAGACUAAG